Messenger RNA from Thyridium curvatum, 885 nucleotides. RefSeq lists its product as uncharacterized. Bases 1 to 885 code for a protein of 294 amino acids. The transcript has 2 exons. Gene Ontology annotation, cellular component: extracellular region. The record is from RefSeq and is a predicted model, not a curated record. NCBI's taxonomy places the organism in Eukaryota, Fungi, Ascomycota, Sordariomycetes, Thyridiales, Thyridiaceae. Gene Ontology annotation, molecular function: hydrolase activity.
AUGCGGUCGGCUUUCUCCCUUCUCGCCUUGUGGGCCACCACAGGCCUCGCCGCGCUGACCCGGGUCACCAACUUCGGCGCCAACCCGAGUGACAUUCAGAUGUACAUCUACGUUCCUGCCCAGGUGGCGGCCAAGCCCGCUGUGAUCGUUGCCCUCCACCCGUGCGGCGGCUCCGCAACCCAAUGGUACGCGGGCACCCGGCUGCCGUCCUACGCGGACAAGAACGGCUUCAUCCUGAUCUACCCCGGCACGACCCACAUGAGCAACUGCUGGGACGUGCAGAACAAGGACAGCCUGACCCACGGCGCCGGCGGCGACGCGGGCGGCAUCAUCAGCAUGGUCAACUACACGCUGGAGAAGUACAACGGCGACCCGACCAAGGUCUACGUCAUGGGCUCCUCUUCGGGCGCCAUGAUGACCAACGUUCUGGCCGGUUCCUACCCGGACGUCUUCGAGGCCGGCGCCGCCUUCUCCGGCGUGGCCUUCGCCUGCUUCGCCGGCGCGCCGUCGGCCACGCCCUUCUCCCCGAACCAGACCUGCGCCCAGGGCCUGCAGCACACGCCUGAGGAGUGGGGCAACUUUGUCCGCAACGCCUACCCCGGGUACACGGGCAAGCGGCCGCGCAUGCAGAUCUACCACGGACUGGCUGACGGGCUCGUGCGCCCCCAGUGCGCCACCGAGGCGCUGAAGCAGUGGUCCAACGUCCUCGAUGUUACUCUGGCCAAGAAUGUCACCGGUGUCCCUUCGGCCGCGUACACGCAGAUGAUCUACGGCGACGGCUCCAAGCUGCAGGGCUUCUUUGGCCAGGGUGUCGGUCACACUGCGCCGGUUCAGGAGGAGCGCAUCCUGAGGUUCUUCGGCAUUCUCAGUGGUUCUAUUGUAUAG